Messenger RNA from Hirsutella rhossiliensis, 1209 nucleotides. RefSeq lists its product as uncharacterized. Lineage: Eukaryota; Fungi; Ascomycota; Sordariomycetes; Hypocreales; Ophiocordycipitaceae. The transcript has 3 exons. Bases 1 to 1209 code for a protein of 402 amino acids. The record is from RefSeq and is a predicted model, not a curated record.
AUGAGACUCCUCGGCGCACUCGUUGUUGUGCGAGGACUGGCUCUCGCCAGCCAGGCUCUCGCCAGCCAGGAUCUCCAACCCGCCUCAGAUACUAAAAAGGGUCUUCUCGUGCUUCAGCAGGACAGAACAAACUCUGACAAGUCUUUGGAAAUCUGGAACAGGGAACACAAGCGGCUAUACUACCGGUCGUGCUCCCAAACCAUGGACCGCGGUGGCUUCGACCGCUACAAGUACCCGAUCUCGUUUGCCGUGGACAGCGACGGCGUGGGGAACGUGACGGUCGGCCCUCGAAGCUACCGGGUCAGUGAAGAUCCUGAAUACUCUGGCGGCAUUCGGUGCACCCGUAUGCAUAGCUCAAAGGAGUCCUUGGUCGUCUGCAAAAUCGACCUGCCCCUUGCCUUGCAGCCAAAUGAGGCGGAGGACUUUCCCAGCUGCCAUCGGAACGGCCAGCUUGACCUAUGGUCCGUCUAUGAGGCAAAGCGUUUCAAAACCCUCUCUCUUCCCGCGAGUCCGAACCAGACGGUCAAUGGAAGCUGGUGCAGUCUUUCUGGGAAAACGAGCAGGGGCCCAAACCCAGACCCGCGCCAGACUCCCGUACACGUUCAACUGAGCGAGAAUACGCACUGCGGCACGGGCAAAUGUGCCAUCGCUCCAGGCUCGUAUAAGUCGCACACGGUGUACUGGUCUGCCGUAGGCAGCGUGCCAUUUGGGUGGACCGACGCCUAUCUCAGAGUCCAGCCAACGGUGGAGACAGGGAACGAACACAAGUGCGAGGGGGAGCCGGGCGACGUCGUCUGCGUGUGGAAGAAGCAGGGCCAGACGUCGUAUGCAGUCAUAGACAUCCACGACACGUGCGGCAAAAGAUGGCACACCAUGGGCUAUACCAUGCGGUCGCCAAACAUGUGGCACAGCGUUGGAUACUACUACUGUGCCUACGGACGGGACAAGUGCCGCCACGAGGGGGCGCGAGUGCUGGAUGUCGGUGACAGCCACUCCCCAGGGAACCCCCCCUACCCACCAAGUCACCAGCCCACCAUGGUGCAGCGAAACCACGUCAUCGCAAUCAUCAUCAUCGUCCUCUUCGUCAUCCUUGCCCUCGUCUCCUUUGGCAUCUGGAAGCUCGUCCACACCGCCCGCAAGGACCUCAGCGUCACCACGGCCUCGAGCGGCAGCAGCAGCUCCAGCCAGGGCCUGGUCGACGACGACUGA